Molecule: messenger RNA, 5642 nt
Organism: Aedes albopictus (Asian tiger mosquito)
Lineage: Eukaryota; Metazoa; Arthropoda; Insecta; Diptera; Culicidae
Product: WD repeat-containing protein 26 homolog
Exons: 7
Coding region: 1774-3651 (625 amino acids)
Biological process (GO): proteasome-mediated ubiquitin-dependent protein catabolic process
Cellular component (GO): GID complex
Molecular function (GO): protein binding
Source: RefSeq, a predicted model, not a curated record
AUUCAAUCGAGUUUAGUUAGUUCGAAGACGAAGACUAUCGUUUGGUCUGAUGGUCGUCCAUAUCGAAGUAGUCGUCGUCGUCGUCGUCAUUACUAAUUCUUGCGCCUCCUUGGAUGGACUACAAAGGAAACUCUCGAGUGCCAUAAUAAAGCAAUAGAACCAGCGUCAAAGGAGAGGUUUGAAACCUCCGGGUGAUUGUGCAAGAAGUAGGAAAAGUCAGUGUACAGCGCAAGAGAAAACUUUCUAUGAACAGUGCAGAAGAAGGGGAAGAAGUGAACAAGGGAGAGAGACUAACAACACAGCGAGAAAAAGUAGAACGUAAACAAAAACAUAAAAACCAUAAUAACACAAAGAAAGGGUCUAAGCUCUUGUGUUUUUGUGCAUCUGCGGGAUAGAUAACAAACAAAAGAAACAACAAAUAGGAUCGUCAAACACGAGAGACGAGAGAACGAAACAACGUGGUGUGCGUGAGUUGGAGAAACGAAGCUUUGACGACGGUGCCAUCUAGUAGGCAGUGGGUGGCAUUAGUCCAUUUUUUUUUGUCAUCGCAGGUGGAGUUUUGACGUUUGGACACACCAAUACAUCCGAAUUGGAGCAAGGUCGUUUCGUUCCUGGAAAACAGAUAGUGAGCUCGUUUCAUAUGCAGUUUUUGGUGCGUGUGUGCGCGAGAUUGGAAUUGCAUCUCGUGAGUAGAACCAAUUUCAAACUCGGGAAGGAAGAAGAAGCGUCCAAUCAAAGCAGUGUGUAAAGUUACUACUAGUACAGUUACAUGCGCGUAUUCGUGCGUAACUUCUAUGGUGCAGUUGUUUGUGGAGUAAACACCAAUACCAUCGAACGCUGAUCAGCUGUGAAGUAGUAGAGUGUGUAUAUUUUUCUAGCUGCCAGGCCAGCAGUCAGUGUAGAUCGCAGUAACCGUGGACGUCGUUGUCGCAAUUUCUGUCAUCAGAAGCGUAGUAUUUUCAACACAGCGUUAGAAGCAGCCAGCGAAGGGAAAUAGGAGGAGUAAAAUCAGCAGCAGUUUAGCACAGCGAGCUGCAGUAGCAAACAACUCGCAAUAGAGAAAGUGACGGGACGGAUCGAGUAAAAGUAGCCUACUACGCGUAUUCACGACGGGGACUACGGUCUGGGAUUUCAUCUUCUUUUGCUGUUGAGCUUGAAUGUUAAAACGAACUCAAAAUUGCUUACGUUCGGGAGACGCACGGCUCUUCUGCAAGGUCCUCCUCGUCCUCAGAAGAAGACCUCAAUGAACGACGAGCAACGGUACCGAGCACGAGCAGCAGCACGAGCCACCAUCAUCCGCACCACAGCCAGCAGCAGCAGCAACAGCAGAAUCAACCAAGUCAGCGCCAGAAUCACCAAUCGCCUUCGAAGCGCCUGCGUCCCUCGACCUCAUCCGGGUCCCAUUCCUCGCCAUCGUCGUCUUCAUCCCCGUCAUCAUCCGCAGCAGUAAAUCCGCAACGUAGCCAGACCCAGUCGUUCGGUGCGAGGCCAGAUUCGGAAGUGGAUCACAAGGAGGACAAACUGAGCCGGCGGCAGCACCGACAUCGAGAGCACCGAGAAGACCAGGACAAGGAAAAAUCCAACCACCACCAACAGCAGCAGCGUAGAAAGUCCCAGCGGCGCCGGAAGCACUCCCUCACCCCCGAGGAGGAAGCGGGUAAACCGGGUCGAGCCGGAAAGUCCCUCCCAGGGGACGCCGACAGGGGAGAAGGGCUCGAGGACAAAGAGGAGGAGGAGGAAUCCUUUGCCAGUCCGCAGAGCAAAAGACGAAAAAUGUUGAACGACAACAACAAUCUGAACGGGACGAUGCCCACUGCCUCCCCGAUGGAUUCAUCGACCUCGUACGACAUGAAUGGCCACAACAACAACAACGGUCAACAGCAGGACGGCGGUGAGAUCAACAACGACGUUGUGGCCACCAACGGGGAAUCCUCCGCCCACCGAAAAGUGGUUAAGCUCGAUAAGACUAACCAGGAGAUUGUCCGGCUGAUCGGACAGCACCUGAAAAACAUUGGACUGGAGAGAAGCGCUGAGGCUCUGAUGCAGGAAUCCGGCUGUUGUCUGGAGCAUCCGUCUGCGACGAAAUUCCGCAAGCACGUCCUGUCCGGCGACUGGACCAAGGCCGAUCACGAUCUCCAAGAACUGCAGACCAUGGUCGAUCCGAAGGCGGAUCGGGCCGGAAUGAGCGAAAUGAAGUUUCUGCUGCUGGAGCAGAAGUACUUGGAAUUUCUCGAGGAGGGCCGGCCCAUUGAUGCUUUGCAUGUGCUCCGCAAUGAGUUGACUCCGUUACAACACAAUACACCCCGGGUCCAUCAGCUGUCGUCGUACAUGAUGUGCACCAACAAUCAGGAACUCUACCAACGCGCCAACUGGGACGGCAAGGGCGUCAAGUCCCGCACCCGGCUGAUGGACCGUCUUCAGUCGUACCUCCCGGCAACGGUCAUGUUGCCCCCAAGACGCCUACGCACUCUGCUGGCCCAGUCGGUGGAGAUGCAAACCGAACGCUGCCAAUGUCACGAUAUGGCCUGGAGUACCAACAUAGACAACGUGUCGCUGCUGGUCGACCACAACUGCUCGUCCGAGGGCUUCCCGAUGCAGGCCCUGCACGUACUGAAUGACCACUCGGACGAGGUUUGGUUCUGUAAGUUCUCACCAAAUGGCCUGCGGUUGGCCACCGGGUCCAAGGACAAUACGGUCAUCGUUUGGGAAGUGGAUCCCGUCAAGCUGAUCCUGAAGAACAAGCGGACCUUUGAUGGACACACGUAUGGGGUGUCGUUCAUUGCCUGGAGUCCGGACUCGAAGUACUUCAUCGUAUGCGGUCCGGAGGAUUGUCCGGAUCUGUGGAUUUGGGAUGUCGAACAGGAGAAACUGAUCACAAAAGUGUCCCACUCGACGGACGACAGUUUGACGUGUGCCGCUUUCAAUAAGGACGGAACCCGGUUCGUCACCGGUGGCACCCGUGGCCAGUUCUAUCUGGUAGAUCUCGACGGAACGGUUCACGACAAUUGGGAGGGCGUUCGGGUGAACGGACUGGCGUUCCGUUCGGAUAACAAAACUAUUCUAGCUGCCGACACACACUACCGAAUACGGGGUUACAGUUUCGACAACCCCCGGACCGACUACAACGUCGUCCAGGAGCAGUGUCCCAUUAUGACGUUCUCGGUCAACUCGGCGGACCGGUUGGCCCUGCUGAACAUUUCCUCCCAGGGCCUGCAUUUAUGGGAUCUCCAGGACAAGUGUCUGGUUCGUCGCUUCCAGGGCGUAACCCAGGGCAACUACACGAUCUAUUCCUGCUUCGGGGGCGUCAACGAGAGUUUCGUGGCCAGUGGCAGCGAGGACAACAAAGUCUACAUCUGGCACAUCCGCCGGGAGGAACCGCUGGCCACGCUGGUGGGUCAUACGCGGACCGUGAACUGCGUCAGUUGGAACCCGGUGUAUCCGUCCCUGUUGGCAUCGGCCUCGGAUGACGGGACGGUGCGGAUCUGGGGACCGAAGCAGCCCCAGUUAGCCUGGGCCGCCAGCAGUAACAACGGUGAUAGCGCGUCGAUCGCGUCCACCAGCUCCACGGCUUCGUCCUCGUCGACGGCAUCGUCGGCCUCGUCCGGCACGAAUAACGAUCUUAUAUCGAACUCAUCAUGGAAUAUCACAUAAUAUUAGAUUGGGCAGCACGUGGACCCCCUUUGCCCCCUUUUCCCCGAGUAGUGAACGUGUUAAGCAUUAUUAUUAUAUUCGGUUCAACAAUAUAUUAGUGAACACUAAAUUAAGCAAAGUAAUUUAGCGGUAAUAUAAGGAUGAAGAGAAGAUGUAGAAGAAGUAAGAAAAUUCAAACGAAAAAAUGAUAAAAUGAACGUAACAAUAAAAAUCAGAAACGCGAAAAUGAGAAACUAUUAGCAGAACACAAACACACACAUAGACAUAGAGAGAGAGAGAGAGAGGAUACAAGCAGAAAUGACAUGAAUAUGCAAUAUGCUCUAGUGACAGAUCAUAAUCGAACCACCUCGUUUGGUAGAAAGAAGAUAAAUCAUCACAUAAAAAAAGCUUGUAAGAGGGCAAACCCCAACCCUAUUAGAGAUCAAACUAAUCAAACAGCAACAACAACAACAACAACAGCAGAAACACAAUAACAAAUUGGUAUAUUCGCUGCAAUAUUGAUAUUUAAAUUAACCCGGUAGGAGUGGAAAUGCAGUGGGACGGUUAUGUGAUGAUGGUGAUGGAUCAAAGCAAAGUGUGUUUGAUGUUUUCCGAGUCUUUCGCUGUUCAAAUCGAUAAGAAAUUGAUGACUUCUUAAGGGUACGAAUCUACGUGGCACGAGGAAGAUUUGUGCGACUCAGAGUAGGAGUAUUGGUGGACUUGUUGUUAUAUUUUUUCUGUUUUUUUUUUUUUAUUAUUUUGUUUGGUUCUCGUUCAGACCAAUUCAUGAAAUUUGAGCAGAAUGAACUCAAGAGAAUGUUUUAAUCUUUUAGCAAGUACCUAGAUCAAAAGCAAAAGAAGUCAAAAAUACGAAUUUAAAAACGUUCGCAUUCGGUGGUUUCAUUAGAAAAGUUUCUCCCACGUUUGUUUUAUUUUCGAUAAAAAAAAAUUAAAGAACUAUUUACCUUUCAGUUUUAGAGGUGUGGAAAGAGGUGAAUUGUAAUUGCAAUAUGUUGGAGACAAAACCGAGAAAAGGUUACGUUCUAUUUGUGAAGUAGAUAUGAAAUCAGUACGAAGUUAUGUAGAACAUUGAACAGUGGGUAAACCGUGAUGACAGCCUGGUAAAAAUCUGUAUCUUCUAUUGAGUGCAGGUUCUAAAACUUUUGUUCUCCUAUCUGUAAUUGAUGCUCUUCAUGGGGUAAUCACUAUUUUUCUUUAAACAGACAAAAAUUGUGUUGUUAUGAUGACGUUGCAUCGACACGGAUUAGUUUUCUAUAAAAUGAAGUGUGUCAUACAUCCUCGUAAUGUGCUGUGUAAUAUAAACUCUUACAAAAAGUCGCCUUCCUAAAGAAUGAACCUUCAUUGUUUCGUAUUGAUUUUGAAGACCGAUUUUUUCCAUGUCCGCGGUCCCCACGAGAAUCUAUUUAUACACAUUUUUCACUUUCAUUCAUACGCAAUGAAUCACUUAUGAAAGCAAAUAAAAAAAAAACAGAAGUGUUCAACAAGAUUAGAGCAAAAGUACAUAUAUUUUUAGUUGAUGAAUUAUAUUUUUAAUUUAUACACAAAACAGAGGCAAACGUUUGCACCUUUUGUUUGCAAUUUUUUUUUGUCGAUUUUUCUCACCCACAAAAACAAAUCAAUCAUGCGGAAGCCGAGUGUUCUUAGUGAAUUAUUUAUCUUGUUCAUUCGCUUUUGUGGUAUUUUUUGCAAUUGUUUUGUCCCGUUUUCAAAUUAUUUCUCACUUUACUUUUGGUAUAAUAGUGUCUGGCAUUUUUUUUUUCUUUAUCAAAAAGAGAGUACAGUUAGGAUGGCAAGGAGUGUUGGUUGAAGUGGAAGCAAUAUUGCUUUGUACUUUGAAUCUAGUUGUAAGCGCUGAGAAACGAAGAAACGAAGGCGGACGAAGGAGAUGGAAAGCAGUACAGUAGUAGCAAGAAAAGAGUAAUGUGGAUUGUGUAUUUUACUGAAUAAACUUUUAAGCAAAACCGAUUUGGGAUUUAACGAUAGCAAGAAAA